AGCCUUCCAAAUCAUGGCGUAAAGGAAGCAAAUCGAAACCUGUUACUACAUUCCUUUUCCUUCCUCUUCCCUUUUCCCCCCCUUCUCCUCCUCCUCCUCUCGCUGUCUCUCUUUCAAUCUCUUCCUUCCCCUAGUUCCUCCGGUCUCUGUCCUUCAGUUUAUUGCUUGAACAAAAGUUGAGAAAAUGAGUUUUGGAGUCGUAAGGCGACGGAUUGCGUCUGGAGGCUCUAAUCUGUUUUCUGCGCAGUAUUUACAGGGAAUUCGACCUUCCAUUUCUGCAGGAAGAGUUCGUUCUGUUGCUGAGAAAGAGAUUUUGCACCAGUUUAGAAGCUUCGGACAUGUCAGAAAUUUUUCUCACCUACUUUCACCUGGUGGCCUUGCAAGUUCUCAAUCUCUAAGGUUAGCAUUUGCAAGUAUGCAGCAAAGACCUAUGAUACAAAUGAAUGGUCGGAAUUUCUCUUCAGAUAGUGGGGACCUGCUUGAUGUUGUUGUCCCUCCAUUGGCUGAAUCUAUUACUGAUGGAACACUGGCAAAAUUCUUGAAGAAUCCGGGUGAUAGAGUAGAAUUGGAUGAAGCAAUUGCUCAAAUUGAAACAGAUAAGGUUACAAUUGAUGUCACUAGUCCAGGAGCUGGUAUUAUUCAGAAGUUUGUUGCCAAGGAAGGAGAUACGGUGGAACCAGGUACCAAGGUCGCUAUUAUUUCAAAAACUGGUGAGGGUGUAACUCAUGUUGCUCCUUCUGAGAAAACAUCAGAGCAAGCUACACCUCAGGCUGCCCCAGCUGAAAAAAUUGAAAAGCCUGCUGAAACUACAGUCAGCCAGAAGCCCAAGCCACCAUCUCCACCACCUCCAAAACGGUCAGCUACAGAACCCCAGCUUCCACCAAAGGAUAGAGAAAGACGAGUUCCAAUGACAAGGCUCCGAAAGAGGGUUGCUACACGAUUGAAAGAUUCUCAGAACACAUUUGCUAUGUUGACUACGUUCAAUGAAGUUGACAUGACUAAUUUGAUGAAGCUUCGUUCUGAUUACAAGGAUGCUUUCGUAGAAAAGCACGGAGUCAAGUUGGGUCUUAUGUCUGGAUUUAUCAAAGCUGCUGUCAGUGGGCUUCAGAAUCAACCUAUUAUUAAUGCUGUGAUUGAUGGGGAUGAUAUCAUAUACAGAGACUACAUAGACAUCAGCAUAGCCGUCGGCACUCCUAAGGGUCUUGUUGUGCCAGUCAUUCGAAAUGCUGAUAAGAUGAAUUUUGCUGAGAUAGAGAAGGAGAUAAACACCCUUGCAAAGAAGGCAAAUGAUGGUACCAUUUCAAUUGACGAGAUGGCUGGAGGUUCCUUCACCGUAUCCAACGGUGGCGUUUAUGGAAGCCUUUUAAGUACCCCAAUUAUUAAUCCUCCUCAGUCGGCAAUCUUGGGAAUGCACUCUAUCGUCUCCCGUCCAGUGGUGGUUGGAGGCAAUGUUGUCCCGAGGCCAAUGAUGUACAUUGCUCUAACAUAUGACCAUAGACUCAUUGAUGGAAGAGAGGCAGUAUUCUUCUUGCGCCGCAUCAAAGAUGUCGUGGAAGACCCAAGGAGACUUCUCCUUGACAUAUAAAAAGUGUGCCUCCUAAACCGUAAGCUCUUUAUGAAGAAAAACUUCCAAAAUCCUUGAAGAAAAAAAAGAAAAAUCAUUUCAGAAAUAAUAAAAAAAAAAUACGUUUUUCUUGAGAUUUCAAGUUUUGUAGGAUAUUAUUUGCAUAAGUAAUUGCGGCUUGUCUCAUAAUUUGUUGAUACUGAAAUGAGAGAUGUUGUGUUGGGGAAAGCAUGUUUUUUCUAAAGCGGUGGGAAUUGCCAUUGCCAUUGCCACGUCACCUUCCAUACUCUAUUAUAAUGGGGUUUUAGUUAUUUUAUUUUUACCCAAACUGGAAAAUAUUUAAAGCCUUCCAAAAGCCUUGGUUUCUUUUAUGGUGCUGUUUAAAGCUUGUAGUUUCACAGGGGGUUUCCUCUCAUGGUUCGGACCCAACUCAGCCUUGGCAAAGGUUGCGAUUUAAAAGCCUGCUAUCUCCUUUCUUUAUAAGUCUUUGUAUUAUUGUUGAGAUAUGUUUAUUUUUCCAAUAAUAUUACAUUUACAAUGGAGGUCUGUAAUUUGGCUUUUGACAUACCUAUAUAGACUAUAUAGACUUAUGGAGGAUGCAGAUGAAAACCUUUCUUCUUUC
Cucumis melo (muskmelon) is the source of this 2186-nucleotide messenger RNA. RefSeq names its product dihydrolipoyllysine-residue succinyltransferase component of 2-oxoglutarate dehydrogenase complex 1, mitochondrial. Gene Ontology annotation, biological process: tricarboxylic acid cycle. Gene Ontology annotation, cellular component: oxoglutarate dehydrogenase complex. The transcript is spliced from 15 exons. Lineage: Eukaryota; Viridiplantae; Streptophyta; Magnoliopsida; Cucurbitales; Cucurbitaceae. The record is from RefSeq and is a predicted model, not a curated record. Bases 185 to 1585 code for a protein of 466 amino acids. Gene Ontology annotation, molecular function: dihydrolipoyllysine-residue succinyltransferase activity.